AUGGAAUAUGAGUGGUACGAGAGCAGAAAAACAGCAACAAUAAUUGCAGGCGGGGUAGAGUGGAGAGAUCUCAAGGAAGUGAAGAAGGAGGGAGAUUUAUUAUCCAUCGCAGCAGGAGAGAGACUGUACAGCAUACGAAUACAGCAUGACUACACUGUAGAAAAGCACAGAGUGUGGGAUGGCAAGUUGGAAGUAGUUCUGAGAAAAAAAGAGGAAAAGAAAUGGAUGAGCUUAGAGGGAGAAAGAGUGCUGGCAUUUGAAAGACAAAAAGAGGUGCCUGAAGAGAAGGAGGUGCUUUCCAACGAUCCUGUGAUGAAUAUGCUGAUGGAAGUGUACUCCAAUGCCCCAGAAGAUGCAAAGAGAGAGAUGAACAAAUCGUUCUACGAGUCCAAAGGAACAGAGCUCAGAACACACAGCGCCCCUCAUAAACACACCAAGAAGUACGAAAGAAAGUAA
Messenger RNA from Nematocida minor, 456 nucleotides. RefSeq names its product suppressor of G2 allele of SKP1. Bases 1 to 456 code for a protein of 151 amino acids. The transcript has a single exon. Lineage: Eukaryota; Fungi; Microsporidia. The record is from RefSeq and is a predicted model, not a curated record.